This is a messenger RNA of Microstroma glucosiphilum, 3225 nucleotides long. RefSeq lists its product as hypothetical. The coding region runs from base 29 to 3106 and encodes 1025 amino acids. Gene Ontology annotation, biological process: pyrimidine nucleobase metabolic process; nucleotide catabolic process. The record is from RefSeq and is a predicted model, not a curated record. The transcript has 6 exons. NCBI's taxonomy places the organism in Eukaryota, Fungi, Basidiomycota, Exobasidiomycetes, Microstromatales, Microstromataceae. Gene Ontology annotation, molecular function: nucleotidase activity; protein binding.
CACCAUCGAGCAGAGCUCAGGGCGACAUAUGCCUCUUUCUUCACCGUCGCCGAGAAAAGCCAGUGGAAAAUCUGCGUCUCCAUCUCCUCGCAAGUCUGCUGACGUCUCCAAGACAUCCAGACAAGAGCAACCGGCCAGCAACGUGCGCCCACUACAAGCAGGUGAGCCUGGCAUUGGCCCCUCAUCGAGCGAUCUUACUCUCCGCAAUGGCACCUUGAGCACUGACAGCAGGGUGGAACAAGUCGGGAGAAGGACUGGGGUGGGCUAUGCGGGACUCAACGUCAGUGCGGAAGACUUGGAAAAUGCCAACGCCGAUGAUCCGAGAGCUAUUGUUUGGUUCGACAUUGACAAUACGCUGUACCACAAGUCGACCCGCAUUGCUCAAUUGAUGGGCCAGCGCAUACAUGCUUAUUUCCUGGGCUUGGGACUGCCAGAGGCGGAGGCGAAGGCUCUUCAUACCAAAUACUACAAGGAGCAUGGUCUAGCUAUUCGCGGCUUGCUGAAGCACCACAGAGACAUCGAUCCCCUAGAUUAUGACCGUAGAGUGGACGGCUCCCUGCCAUUAGAUGAGCUUCUAAAGCCAGAGGCCGAGCUGACGGCUCUCCUCCGAGAUUUGGACCGCACGAAAUGUCGAGUAUUCGCAUUGACCAAUGCUUACAAGAGUCAUGCUUUGCGCUGCAUUCGCUUGCUUGGACUGGAAGAUUUCUUCGAUGGAGCUCUCUACUGCGACUAUGCUGCUGGCCCGCUCUUCUGCUGUAAGCCCGACUUGGGCUACUACCAUGCAGCAGCAGAGAUCGUGGGUACCAGAGACACUACGAAGUUCUAUUUUGUCGAUGAUAGCGAGAAGAAUAUUAGGGCUGCCAAGGAGCUCGGCUGGCAAUCUGCGGUGUUUUACAAUGAGCCCGAGCCAGAAAACGAGGCGGCCCAGCGCGCCCGUGGAGUGCAGGAGACGCAAGAAGAGCGUGAAGCAGUAGAUACUCUGAAUUACGGAGGCCUGACGAUGAAUGGAAGUGCUCAGUACUUGGACGAGAAAGCAGUCACCCAGCAAGUACGGUCUCUUUCUGUCUCCCAACGACUCAAGCUGUUCGACAUCAUCCUCACUUCUGCGCUGCCGAGUGAGAUACCAUCUAUGCAGAGAGCUUGGAAGCGCUAUAUGUCAUCCACGAAAGAUGUGGUCAGCACUAUUCCGGAAGGCCUGUGUAUCGCAAUUUUCCAGAAGCUGCCAAUACGUGAGCUGCUUCGUUGCCGCCUGGUAUCAAAGAAGUGGCUACGGAUAGCCUCCCAUCCCCAACUAUGGCGAUCUCAUGCCCUGGCACUCACCGAGUCCGAUACUGACGCUCUCAUCCCGCCCGAAGACGAACGACACUGGGAGGACAUCGUCAAGAACCUCUACCUACGUGAGCGCAACUGGUCUCUUGGACUCGCGCAGACCGUACAGCUGUGUGAAGGCCACACUGGAUUUGUAACAUCGAUGAAGUUGCGCGGCAAGGACACGCUCGUGACAGGAAGCUACGAUGGUACCAUUCGCAUAUGGAAGCUAUCUUCCUCUGAAGCGCCAGUCUGCAAAAAAGAGAUCAAAGCCGAGAAGAUUGCGUGUCUGGACUUUGUUCUGAUGGGCCGAGGUCAAGGCAUCAUUGCAGCAGGACUGUACGAUGUUGGAAGAACUCUGAUGUUCGACUUGCGGACCGGUGAGCAGCUUCAGACACUUGCAGGCCACAACAAGGGCAUCCGUCACGUCGCUGUCAACCAGUCCUAUGUAGUGUCGACUGGACAGGACAAAUCGAUCUGCGUCUUCGAUCAUCGAACAGGAGAACGAAUUAUACGCUUCGGACAGCAAUUGAACGUCUCCCUCGGCGUCUGCCUGGUGGACACCGACAAACUGGUGGCAGUGACCGUUGAUGGCAUCAUCAGGUCCUUCAGCAUCCGGACCAAAAAGAUGCUGGGAGAAUUUGACAUCUCGAAGCUGAGUGGAGCCAGAGGGGAGCAUGCUGAUGCCAUGAAAGCACUGACGGGCGACGGAGGCAUGCUAUCCUGGUUUGCUGCCGAUGGCACUUCACUUACUGUAGCGAGCAAGUCACUUGUGGCACACUUGCAAUGGAGAGAGCACAUUGUCCCUGUGCGGGCCCGUAAAGACUCUGCCGAAAGCUCGUACUCUGCAUCGCCGCGUCCCGGCGCGGAGUCGAAAGCCAGCAGCUCCUCAUCUGUGAGCACCGUAUCGACUCCCGCACGACGCAGUGGCACUUCGACACCGGUCCGCAUCACCACAAGCAAAGGCGAGGCUCCUUUUACGACUUCAAAGCCCUCCAGUCGAAGCGCAGCACCACCUCAGUCUCCUGUGACCGCGAGGUCGUCUUUGUCGCCAUCGACCCCUGGUCGUCCGACCAGCGUAAGGACCGCCGUGACCUCUCCAACGCCUGCGGUGUCGUUGAGAGCAUCGCAGGCUAACGUGACCCCAUCGAAAUUCGGCUCAUCUCCUUCUAUACAGAGUUUCGGACGUACAGAGUCCAGCACAUCCCUCGACGAUGCCGAAACGGCAGCGACGCGACUAGCUCCCGACCUGACAAUCCCUCCUCGGCUGACCUCAGUCCUCAGGACGCCCGAGGCGGCAGUGGGUGUGGUCGAUCCGCAGAAGCGUCGCAUGGUCUGCGCCAAUCGUUUCACAUCUAGAGCCGGAGUCGAACGAAGGCUCUACACUAGCACGUAUACAGAUAGUCAGGAAGGCGGUAGCGAGGCUACUGCAGACCAGACAGGCGGGCCUGCUGAUCGCUUUGUUCCCAUCAGGGGAGCGUGGGAGGCACGUGCCGCAGAGCUCUCCACGCCGGAGCGCAACCCGAUGGCGAUGGUUCUCGAUCACGAGUCGAUCGUGGUGGGUUGCAGCGAUGGGUUGGUGUAUCGUAUCGGAUUUGUCGGUGAGGAACACUCGCCUUCGUUCAACAAGGCCGUCGAGACCGCUCCGGUGUCAGAGGUGGGAGACGCGACGAUCACUGACCUGAUUCAGCUGCGUGGCGUAGAGGGAUGGAAGGACCUCUUCCUGCCAGAAGGAACAAAGGACGACCACCCUGGAAGAGUCAAGGUGGAUCUGGUGAAGAAGGUAGGGUUGCGUUGAGUAAGGCGUGAGGAUUGGCGUGGUCAAAUUGCAAUGUCUAUCAAUUGCAAUGAACAAUGAAGCUUUCUUAGAACUGAAUUUAACAGCGACGGAAAGCAAAAAGAAACAAUUUUUUCGAC